Struthio camelus australis is the source of this 7981-nucleotide messenger RNA. The record is from RefSeq and is a predicted model, not a curated record. Lineage: Eukaryota; Metazoa; Chordata; Aves; Struthioniformes; Struthionidae.
UGACCGGGUAUUUGAAAUUGGGAUACUGGAUAUUUUUGGAUUUGAAGAAUUCCAAAAGAAUAGUUUUGAACAGCUGUGUGUCAACAUGACCAAUGAGAAGAUACACCAGUAUAUCAACGAAGCGCUUUUCCUACAAGAGCAAGCAGAAUGUGUACAAGAGGGAGUUGCCAUGGAAACAGUGUAUUCUCCUGGUAACCAUACUGCAGCCUUGAAUUUUUUCUUUCAGAAGCCGUCAGGCUUUUUGUCAAUGCUGGAUGAAGAAAGCCAAUCUAUUUGGUCAAUGGAACAGAGUCUUUCUAAACGCAUUCAAUCUUACCUGGAUACAUCGGACACAAAUGCAGUAUAUUCCUCCAGAAAAGACGGAAAUGGUAACCUUGCCCCAAAGGAUCAGAGCUCCACCUUCACUAUUAUGCAUUAUGCUGGGCGGGUUACUUAUGAAAUUGCUGGCUCAAUAGAAAAAAAUAAAGAUUCCCUUUCACAAAAUCUCCUAUUUGUAAUGAAAACCAGUGAAAAUGUAGUCAUCAAUCAGUUGUUCCAGUCCAAGCUGACUCAAACUGGAUCACUUGUUCCUCCAUAUCAUUUUCUUAAAAUCAAAGGGUGUAAAGCAGCUUUGCUUAGUAAAAAGUCAUCAGUGGCCUAUGCAAGUGGAGAAGCAAAGAAGUAUAUGGAGCUCAGCAAGCUGUUGAAGAAGAAAGGAACUUCCUCGUUUCUUCAGAGACUGGAACGAGGAGGCCCAACCACUGUGGCAGCACAGCUCAGGAAAUCACUCACAGAUAUUAUUGGGAAGCUGCAGAACUGUACACCACAUUCUAUUCAUUGUAUAAAACCUAAUAACUCUAAGUCACCAGAUACUUUUGACAAUUUUUAUGUAUCUGCUCAGCUGCAGUAUAUUGGUGUCCUAGAGAUGGUCAAAAUUAUACGACACGGAUAUCCAAUACGUCUCCCUUUCACGGACUUCUUGUCAAGAUAUAAAGAUUUGGCUGAUACAGCAGCAGGAGAGAAGAAGAAGUUGUCUGCCAAAGAGAGAUGUCGUCUUGUUCUUCAGCAGUGUAAAUUACAAGGCUGGCAGAUAGGAGUUCGAAAAGUGUUUCUUAAAUACUGGCAAGCUGACCAUCUCAACGAUUUGUGCCUUCAGCUUCAGAAGAAAAUUAUAACCUGCCAAAAAGUUGUAAGAGGAUUUCUAGCCCGUCAGCGUUUGCUACAGAAGAUGAGCAUCAAACAGCAAGAGGUCACCUCAGUCAAAAGCUUCCUGCAGAAUGCAGAGGAUAUGGGACUGAAAACAUAUGAUGCCUUGGUCAUUCAAAAUGCAUCUGACAUUGCUCGGGAAAACGACCGACUCCGCAGUGAAAUGAAUGCUGCUUAUCACAGGGAAAAGUUAGAGGCUAGAAACAUACCAGAAGAAGUCUCUAAAAGAGCUGAAGACAAGGGUGGGAAGGUCCCUGAGGACAGCUUUGUCGGCUGUCGAACGCCCAAGCACUUUCAUUCCAGCUCUGUCCCUGUCCCCAUGGUGGUGGACGGCUUGGUACAUUCUGCGACUGGAUCAUCCAUCAGAUCCCCCUCCCUGCACUCUGUGUUCAGCAUGGAUGAUGGCAAUAGCCUGCCAUCACCAAGGAAACAGCCUCCUCCCAAGCCGAAGAGGGACCCCAACACACGACUGAGUGCCUCGUAUGAGGCCGUUAGCGCUUGCUUGUCGGCAGCUUCUAAAGAAACCACGAAUGAAGUACUGACCCGUCCAAGGCCACACAGUGAUGACUAUAGUACAAUGAAAAAAAUUCCUCCCAGGAAACCAAAACGAAGUCCCAACACAAAACUUAGUGGCUCUUACGAAGAAAUACCUGGCCAAAAGCCUGGGGAAGUGAAACAAGCAAGCACAGUAACUAAACCAGGUGUCUAUGACACUGUGACUGUACAGAGAACAGCUUCUGCUGAUGGGCCGCAGCAUAGCACAUCAUUGACUCUUUGUAUGUCACAGGAAGAGGAGGAAAAUGAGCCUGUCUAUAUUGAAAUGGUAGGGAAUGCAAUGAGGAGCAGUUCUGCUGAAGCAGAAAGCCCAGAACAAGGAGAAGCUGUAUAUGAAGAAAUGAAGUAUUUUCUACCAGAAGAAGGAAGCAAUGGUAAUGGAGUAAUUCCAGUAGUGACUGGAUCUCCUCCACUGUUGUUUGAAAGCAAAAAAAAAGUUAAUAUUGAACUGGAUGGAAACAGUCAAGCAGCUUUCAACUAUAAAGACUCGUGUGACAUUCCAGCCCCUUUCCCAAACCUGCUCCCUCAUAGGCCACCACUUCUUGUAUUUCCUCCAACCCCUGUCACGUGUUCACCUGCUUCUGAUGAAUCACCUCUAACGCCGCUAGAAGUCAAAAAGCUUCCUGUCUUGGAAACCAACCUAAAAUACCCUGUGCAGUCCGAAGGCUCGAGUCCAUUAUCACCGCAGUACUCCAAAAACCAGAAAGGGGAGAAUGAAAGACCAGCAUCUCCUGGCUUGGUUGUGUUCAACGUUUCCAGCAAAGUGACUCCUCCUUCAACACCCCCUCCUCCACUCCCACCACCCCCUCCUCCUGUGCCACCUCCUAUUUCCUACCGGGCUUCCACACAUUUUGCAUUUCCUCCAGAGGCUUGUGCUAGUUUUCUGAUUAAUACAGGGAAAACAGGAACAAACUCAGAUCUGUCAAAAGUACCUCAGCGACCAAAUCCUGCUCAACUUGGAUGCUCAUCUUCUCCGUUCUCCAAACUGCCUUACUCCCCAAAGGUAGCAAGAGCAGAUCACAGGAAAUCAAACUCUAAUUCAUCAUCUUCAUUUCCAUAUAGCCCUACAAACUCAAGGUCAUUGACCAGUCCCCUCGAUGAGUUAACCAGCUUGUUCAACUCAGGACGGAGUGUGCUACGAAAAUCUGCAGCAGGAAGAAAGAUCAGGGAGCCAGAAGGUGUUGAAACUAAUCUCAACUUGAGAAGCAGGGAAGAUCCAAAUACAUCAGAUAUUGGAUCAGAAGCCCAGGAUAAAAAUGCAAACAACCAUGGAACUCAAUCAUCUAAUCAACUGUCCAGUUCUGUGACUGCUGAAAAUGGAAAUUCAGUGUCGAAUGGUUUACCAGAGGAAAAUGAAUAUUCAAGACUGUCGGCCAGCACUGCAGCAAGCUCAUCGACUCAAAGACAUAGGGAGAGCCACACUAGUCAGGUUAUUCAUCAGCUUAGACUUUCAGAGAAUGAGAGUGUGGCUCUGCAGGAGCUUCUAGAUUGGAGGAGAAAGCUGUGUGAAGAAAGAGGAGACUGGCAGCAAAUCUUGCACAACACUGAGCAAAGGAUCACAGCCCCACCUCCACCUCCUUGUAAAAAGCCAACACUGCUGAAGAAGGUAGAAGAUACCUCCUGCAACAGACUUUCUUCAGGCAUAUGGGAUACCACCAUGUGAUUUAGAUGUGUGUUUCUGCAGACUGUUAGGAAUGAAACCAUGUGAAGAUUUCAAUCUGCACAAUCAGCAAGUUUCCUUCCCUCCACAAAGUGUGCAGGGAUUUUUUACAAGCACUCAUUCAAGAGCACAGGAGGCAGGAACUAUGUAGAUCUGUUGUGUGUGCGUGUAUAUGUGUGUGCUUGUUCUUUUCAUAUAUAUAUGUAUAUAUACACACAUAUGUGUGUGCAUUUAUGAGUAUAUAUGUGUGUGUGUAUGUACAUUUAUAUAUAUGGAGACAAACUGCACUAUAAGUACUUAGUUUAAAAGUACAAAACCAUCACUUAAAGCUCUCCCAUGGACAUUGAGGAAACUCUAUGUUAAGCAAAUGAGGAUGGGCAGAGCUAACUGACAGGCAUUUUAGAGAGAUCAGGAAAGUCUGCGUGCACACUGUACAGCUGUUUUAUAUAGUACAAAAAGAUGAUGUUUCUUGUUCCUUAAUGGAUGGUUUUAUUAUAUUACAUGUAUACAUAUAUAUAUUUCUUUGUAGAUGUCUGUGUUUUAUUGGAGUUGCAAACCCAAUGAUUAUUUACAUGUUUAUUACUGGUGUUUUAUAACUUUAUGCAAUUGGUGCUGUUGUUCUUUCUUCAAAAUACAGGUAAUAAAUACAGUACUUGCAUUUUUUUCUCAUAGUUUAUCCUUAACAACAUACCAGUUUCAACUCUGUGUUCUUUUCCAGAACUGGCAGUGUUCUUUUUAAAAUCAAAUUGAGAUAUAUUUGCAAAGCUUCCAUUUGCAGAUGUGGUUUAAUGCUGUUUGUAGUCAUGAGUUAGAGAGCAUGACUUUCUUACAGUGGGCCUGUGUUUCUGAAUGUGUGAAUUGUGAAUUCUUUAGUUACAUUCCAAAUCUUAUUUCAUUCUGGGUUAUGUAGAAUAAUGAGGCACUCAUUUAGAUUAUAAGUAUGGUUUGAAAUUCAUACCUGAUUAUGCAUAAGGUCAGGUAUCAGUGGAAAGAUACAUAAUGGUAAUGAGGUAUGAAAGUAGGGCUGUGAUUUACCGUUAAAAGCCGGGAGGCUUUAUGGAGAUGAGUAUAUCAAAGGAUUAUGUCCUUAUAGUGGUACAGUGAUGCAUUUAUACCUCAAAUUUCAUGUAAUGAAAUGAUUUCAGAAAUGUGAGCAUUCUAGUUGGGGAACAUGAGUUCUGAGCAGUAAUAUUAAUAUACGAAAAGCAUGCUGCUGGAAAUUUGUUAGCUACUGCUCAGCAGUCUUUGAAAUACUGCUUUGCCAAUAAAAGGUGUAAUUUAUAUAUACACGAAGGUAUUUUGUCAGGGGGCACUUAUUUUAACUUCUUGGAGCAUGUAGAGCCAGUGUGAAGCGCUCUUCUUGGCUGUUUGCCCCAUUCCUAUUGGGAUCCAGGGAAAAGUGCUUGUAAUUUUGCAAGUGGAUAUAAAAGUGAUGUUUUAAAAUGUAAGCUAAAUUAAAAAAAUGAGCUCACCCUUGGUUAUAAGUUGUUGGGAGGGAAAAACAACCUACGUAGAGAUGUAGAUUUUUCUGUCGUAUUUGACAGAGGCUUCAAGCAAGCUGAGUAACACUAAGCAAUGAUAUGCCUGCUCUCUUGUUUGUUAGUUUGUUUGUUUUUACAGGGGAAACAGCAAAACUCAAACUGUCCCCCAGAGUCCCUGAAGAUCAUCAAGCUAGAGGCAGAACUCAGUGCCUUCUGCUGCUGAAGAUUAAAAUAGCCAUUCUGAGUGGACAAGGAAGGGGAGGCACCAGGUUAACUCUCUAUUUAGUUAUGUGUUGAUUGUUCUUUGAUACUUAGGGCAAAUAUCACCCAGCACAGCAUUUUACCUUGUUACCAAUAUUACCUUCCUAGCAGUCCUCUGUGUAAGAUUACCCAUUAUUUCAUGGAGAAGCAGGGAUUCUGGACUCUAAACCUUACCCUCAGCUGAUGUAAAUGGUCGCAGACCAUUACUUUCCCCGUAGGGGCAAAAGGCAACCAUGCGGGAAUGUAGAAAACACUUCACACUCCUGAAACAAUUAUGUCAGAACUAGGCUUAGACUGGCAGGAUUGAGGUGUCUGCCUUGCAGCUCAGCUAACUGGGGACACACAGAGAUCCCUGUUGUGAGAGUGAAAUGAACUGGCUCCAGAACUGGAUGCAAGAGAGCUAAUUAACCCGCCCUUGCCACUACGUUCCUUCUAGGAUGCAAGUUGCUGUCUCUGCGUGGCACAGCAGUGCUGUACGUAGCCAUAACAGCUUCUGCCCAACUAGCUCAGCCAUCCCAAACACCUGACUGCACUGAGCCAGGCAGACAUGCCCUCAGGCUUAUCACUCCUCAAACAGACCUGGCAAAUAGCCGUCUCAUAAGCGCUAUCCAUGUUGCUCCCUCUGAUGCUCACUAGCUGGCUGGGUGACUGGUAGCAAUCAAUUCACAGCAGCGUGGAGGUUUAGGGCAAGCUGUAAAACCUGUCUGAGAAGCCAGUUUAGACCACGUUGAGAUCCCUGCUGCUGCAAUUAGCCUGCUACCAGUCACCAAGCUAGCUAUUUGUAAGGUAAGCUUAUGUAUCUCUUGACUGUCAUUUCUGCGUCUGUAAUGCAGGAAUACCCAGAGGGUAGAGACUACGUUUGUCAAAUGGAGUUUGAAACGGGAUCGCGCACGUUAUACUCUUUGCAAUCCUUAGUAAAAGUUGUCUUAGAACUGUGAUCAGCCUCCGCUGCAGGGGCUGAAAUGGGGUUUAAGGAACCUUUUUGCUACUCUUUCAAAGUCUGUAUUGUAUCCUAGUGCAGCUACAUAAGCCAUGUGUGGAAAAGCAGGUACCUAGAUCUUCUACCAGUUUCAUCAAUACAGGUACACAGGAGAAGCCAGCACAAACCUGAUGCAGGCUAUCUGAUUCUCCAGACAAAGGGGAAAGUGCAUUAUUCCUCCCUUGGCAGAAGGCCUUUGUUGUAUUUUUUGGAAACUUGGGUAAGGCAUAUAUUUUAUGGGGCUCUUCCUUAGAGCACGUAACCACAGCACAAUACUACAAAGUAAAUAGGAGAGGAUAUGAGAUCUUUUUUUAAUUUUGUUUAUUCCAGGAUAUGCAAUGGCCAGCUUUUAGUUUGGAAGAGUUUUUCAGGAUAUUCGAUUAAAAUAUAAUACCAUAGGAAAAGUAUUUGUGUUAAAAGCAUGUAUUUCUCCAAUUGCAGUAAGACACUCCAGCGCGUGACUUAUGAUGUCAUAAUUCACACCUAGUGUGUUCAUUGGUCCCUUGGCCUUUGGCCUCAUGCCUAACAAUGCAGUUGGUAGGGAAUUAUUAUACCAUAAUUCACACCCUACUGUGUCUUAUUGCUUAAAUAACCAUACCCCCAGAGGUGUCUUAAAACUACCAUUAAAGUUUAUAUUGUGUAUCAAAAUGUGUUUACAGGGCUGGGAAAAUAUACUAUUGACAUUUUGAAAUGUUGAGAAGUAGUUUUAGUAGAACUGUACAGUGCUUGUAAAUUAAUCUCCCCAGAGGAGUAUGCACCAGCCAAUUACAGCAUUUCUUGAGUAUAUGAAGUUCUCUCUUGUACAUUAAAAAAUAGCCUAGACAAAAAAAAAAAAGCCUUAUGAAUUCAAUAUUCUAAAGGGAAAGAUUAAACUCUAUGAACAUGCUAAUGCUCUUAAUAUCCAAUGAACAAUCUAACGUAUAUUUGCAAUAAAGCAAUUUCAGGAAGCUGGGGUUAUCAUCAGAUAACCACACCUCCACAUUGUGCCUUAUUGCUUAAUUUUUCAUAUGUGAAACAAACACAACUUCUAACAAAUCAGCAUCUCCUUCAGUGUAAAGCAGUAAGAAUCAGAUAUGUUUUACACUUUAAGAAGUCAUUGGUCUUAAAUCCAAGGGAAUUCUAAAACCAUAUUAAAAAAAAAUCAUCUCUUGGAAUGAUGAAUUUUUAAAACCUGCAGAUCUCCUUGUUACUCCUGAAAUAGCACUUGGUGGUUUUUAGUUGCUGUAGUUACAAUCCUAUUGCAGAUUAAAAGCAAACCUUGCUUCUGCUUUUUAAAAUUGGAUUUAGAUGUUCAAAGAAAUACAUGCACCAAUAUUCUACAAAACAUCUGUGUACAGCAUGAAGAGAUAAGCCUUUUAAAACUUUGUAUUGUUUACAAAACAAUAGUAUGAUGGUUGAAUAAGUGAAUUAAAUUUCCCUUUUUUGCCAGUGAUCCUUUUUAUUCCCUCUAAAGGGUUGACUUAUGUUCAUUAAUAACAUUUUACAUUGCAGGUCCUUUGUGUGUGGGACAAAGAAUUUCAUUAACUUGCUAAGAAAGCAUAGUAGAUUAUAGCAUAGUUCUAAAGUGAUAGUAAUAGCCAUAAUCAUUGUAGUUUUUAAUUCUGCUCUAUACAGUAUUGAGAACCCUAGUAAUCACCUUAUUCUUAUCUUUAUAAAGCCUGCUAAUAUCUGAAAUGCUCUGAGAUUCCUAAAAUAAGUUUUGCCAUUCUCUUGUUAAAUAAUAAAUUUAUGUAAUUAAACUCUGUACAAGUCAGUUUUCCAGAACAGUAUUAAAAAUUUCAUGGCUUUGUACUCUAUAUAUACAAUUUUUUAAAAAGAAACAUCACCUGAGCAUAACUACUUAGCAGUAUUGGAACAAAA